Messenger RNA from Clunio marinus, 1477 nucleotides. NCBI's taxonomy places the organism in Eukaryota, Metazoa, Arthropoda, Insecta, Diptera, Chironomidae. The record is from the annotation of a GenBank genome assembly.
AUCAACUUGAAAAUCAAAAUAAGACGACAAAGAAAGUGUUGUUUUAAAAAAUAAAUAAAAACAUUUUAAUUAUAAUUUGAUAUGGCGUGGUCAAAAUUUCAAGUAUUCUUAGCUAUUCUUCUCGUCGUAACAGGUUCUCUAAACACUCUAACUACAAAAUGGGCUGACAAAAUUUCAUCAGUUGGAAAAGAUGGAGGAGAACCAAGAACAUUUGAUCAUCCUUUUGUCCAAGCUUGUUUUAUGUUUUUCGGUGAAUUCAUGUGCUUAAUCGUUUUUAAGGCGAUAUUUUACCAACUACGCAAACGGAAUGAUGGAAGUGAAGAUGUAACAACUUUGACAAAAGGAAAUCGAAACUUUAAUCAACUUAUAUUAUGGCCGGCAGCUAUGCUUGAUAUGAUUGCAACGUCGACUAUGUAUAUUGGUCUCAACUUAACUUACGCUUCAUCUUUUCAAAUGCUUCGUGGAUCUGUGAUUGUUUUUGUUGCAAUUUUCUCCAUGAUCUUUCUCCAAAGACGUCUUCAGUUAAGAGAAUGGAUGGGUAUCGGAUUUAUUAUUAUUGGACUCACAUGUGUCGGUUUAAGUGACAUGCUUGGAGGCAAUAACUCUGACGUUGAUCGAUUGGAUGUUUUAAUUGGCGAUUCAUUAAUUAUUUUGGCUCAAAUUAUUACUGCUUCUCAAAUGGUGUUUGAAGAACGUUUCGUCGCUGGAUUAGAUAUUCCCGCACUUCAAGCAGUUGGCUGGGAAGGAUUCUUCGGUUUCUCUGUGUUAUCUUUGUUGUUGAUUCCUAUGUACUUCAUCUCGGUACCUUCAAAAUUCACUAAUAAUCCUCGUGGAGUAAUGGAAGAUGCUAUUGACGCAUUCUACAUGAUAAAAAAUAAUCAUUUGCUUAUGGUUCCCAUUUCUGGAACAAUUAUCUCCAUUGCAUUCUUCAACUUUGCUGGCAUCUCGGUAACGAAAGAAAUUUCUGCCACAACUCGAAUGGUUCUUGAUUCCAUAAGAACGAUGGUUAUUUGGGCAGUGUCAUUGUUGAUCGGAUGGCAAUCAUUCCACUAUUUACAAGUUGUAGGAUUCAUCAGUUUACUCUUCGGAAUGUGUGUCUACAAUAACAUCAUUGUAAUGAAUCCAAUUCGUGCCAUUGCAAGGAAAGUUUGUCGUUGUGGAGCUGAUCCCGAGCUUCAAGAGCCAAUAAUCAACCAACAAGCUGAUGCUUAAUAACGUUUGAUGUCAUGGCAAAAGUGAUGAGACUGGAUCAAAAUUUAGAAACAAUUGUUUAGAAGCAAUUAUCUUUAAAUUUGAAUGAAUCUUUAAUUUUUUUUAUUCUUAUGAACUUGAAAACAUUAUUAUUAAAUAACUAUAAAAACACUCAUUAGAUUUCAUAUUCCUGAUAUUUCUAAAUGUUUCCUAUGUUACAACAUGUUAAUAAAAUCAUAUAUAUUUUGCUUUACAAUAAAUUAUUGUUGGAAUUCUUUCAAAUGAU